CCCCCUCCCGCGGCCGUGUUGUCGCGGCGGCCCUGAGAUGGCGGCGGUGGCGGCGGGCGCGGCGGCCGGGGCGGCCCCUCAGCAGCAGCCGCCUCCUCCUCAGCAACAGCCGCAGCCGACGGCGGGAGGCCCCGGAGGCUCCGGGGAAGCGGGAGGAGGAGGCGGGGGGGGAGCUGGCGGCGGAGGAGGCGGCGGUGGAGGAGGGGGGGGAGCCGGGCCCGGGCCGGGGUCGGGAGCGGGCGGCGGAGGGGCCGGGCCCGGUGGCGGGGCCGGGGGGGAGUCGUGGUACCUGGCGCUGCUGGGCCUGGCCGAGCACUUCCGCACGUCCAGCCCGCCCAAGGUGCGGCUGUGCGUGCACUGCCUGCAGGCCGUGCUGCCCCGCAAGCCCCCGGCCCGCAUGGAGGCCCGCACCCACCUGCAGCUCGGCUCCGUCCUCUACCACCACACCCGCAACGGCGACCAGGCCCGAGGGCACCUGGAGAAGGCGUGGUUGAUAUCCCAGCAAAUCCCGCAGUUCGAAGACGUUAAGUUUGAGGCAGCCAGCCUGCUGUCAGAGCUCUAUUGUCAGGAGAAUUCAGUGGACACAGCAAAACCUCUGUUACGCAAGGCCAUUCAGAUUUCACAGCAGACCCCAUACUGGCACUGUAGGCUGCUUUUCCAACUUGCACAACUACAUACUCUUGAAAAAGACUUGGUAUCUGCGUGUGACCUCCUCGGCGUUGGAGCAGAAUAUGCUCGGGUGGUAGGAUCAGAGUAUACCAGAGCACUGUUCCUGCUAAGCAAGGGAAUGCUCCUUCUAAUGGAACGGAAGCUGCAGGAGGUGCACCCUCUCCUUACCCUGUGUGGACAGAUAGUUGAAAAUUGGCAAGGAAACCCCAUCCAGAAAGAGUCGUUACGCGUGUUCUUCUUAGUCCUGCAGGUCACGCAUUACCUGGAUGCUGGGCAGGUGAAAAGUGUGAAACCAUGCCUGAAACAGCUCCAGCAGUGCAUUCAGACCAUAUCCACGCUGCACGAUGAUGAAAUUCUGCCCAGCAACCCCGCUGAUCUCUUCCACUGGCUACCCAAGGAACACAUGUGUGUGCUUGUCUACUUGGUGACAGUGAUGCAUUCCAUGCAAGCAGGGUACCUGGAGAAGGCUCAGAAGUACACAGACAAAGCACUAAUGCAGCUAGAGAAGCUAAAAAUGUUGGACUGCAGUCCCAUCUUGUCAUCCUUCCAAGUUAUUUUGUUGGAACACAUUAUCAUGUGUCGGCUUGUCACAGGACACAAAGCCACAGCAUUGCAGGAGAUUUCCCAAGUCUGUCAGCUCUGCCAGCAGUCUCCCAGAUUGUUCUCUAAUCACGCUGCCCAGCUGCACACUCUAUUAGGGCUCUACUGCAUUUCUGUUAACUGCAUGGACAAUGCAGAAGCACAGUUUACUACAGCACUGAGGCUCACUACACACCAAGAGUUGUGGGCGUUUAUUGUGACAAACUUAGCCAGCGUGUACAUCAGGGAAGGCAACCGGCAUCAAGAGCUUUACAGCUUAUUGGAAAGGAUAAAUCCAGACCAUAAUUUUCCUGUGAGCUCUCACUGUCUCCGAGCAGCAGCUUUCUACAUCCGAGGUCUGUUCUCCUUCUUUCAAGGAAGAUACAAUGAGGCAAAACGAUUUUUGCGAGAGACACUGAAAAUGUCGAAUGCAGAAGAUUUGAAUCGAUUAACAGCGUGUUCUCUAGUUCUCCUGGGUCAUAUAUUCUACGUGUUAGGGAAUCACAGGGAAAGUAAUAAUAUGGUAGUGCCAGCCAUGCAGCUUGCAAGCAAGAUACCAGAUAUGUCUGUGCAGCUGUGGUCUUCAGCUCUGUUGAGAGACCUGAACAAAGCCUGUGGAAAUGCAAUGGAUGCACACGAGGCAGCGCAGAUGCAUCAAAACUUCUCACAGCAGCUCCUCCAGGACCACAUCGAAGCCUGCAGUCUUCCAGAACACAAUUUAAUCACGUGGACAGAUGGACCACCUCCUGUACAGUUCCAGGCACAGAACGGACCCACCACCAGCCUGGCCAGUCUCCUGUGAAACAGAAUUACUAUCAGGACAGUGUGUUUAAAAAGAAACAAGCAAAAAAAAGCCAAAAAAAAAAAAAAGGAGAAAAAUUCAUUGCAAAAAUCUUUUCUUCAAAGAAAAGGCAGCAAAUUCCUCUUCUAGUGAGGGCCUUGUAGGAAACGGAUUGCAUAAAGACAACGUACAUUUCAUAGACUUGCAAAGUGAGAAGGGCAUUUUAAGCUGCUUUUACAUAAUAUGUGUGAAUAUACAGCUAGUGUGUAUAUAUCUACUGGUUUUAAUCUGCUUUCCUCUUACUGAGAAAUAAGGUUUAGUCCAAAGGACACUUGUUCCUUAAAUUGUUAGAUACUUGCUUUUUAAAAAUUGUCACAGCAAACGAAGAGGACUUGCACAGUUCAGAACACCGAUUGUAUUCUAAAUACUUAAGCCUUCCCUGAAGUAUGAUGCAUGCCAGUUUUAAUGUUUUCGGUGCCCUUCCACUCCUGGGAACAAUGGGAUUAAAUCACAAUUGAUUGUAGGGUGCCCUAAAGUUCUAAAUUUAGCUUCUGAGGUAAUAUUCUUUCCUCUUCAUUGUGUGCAAGUCAUUGCCCGUGCUGUUCGUAGCCCUGCAGUGAAGGUAACGCUGAGGUCGGUGAGAUCUGAGUUCUGACGGACGCGGUGUUUGCAGCCAGGGGUGAGUUACGUUCCUCGGGGUGGCCUCCAGACUGAGCAGAGCAGGCUCGCGUUGUCACCAGAGGAGCCGAUUCCGUGUCCUGGAUUCAUGAGUCUGUGACAGUAUGUGCCACCGCUUUGUCCCUGUGAGGGUCUCUUCCUUCUUCCUCCCUGCACUGUCGAUGCCCCGUCCCCCCAGGGUAAGGCAGAACCACAGCUCUUUCCGUCUCUGCUCCUUCGUAGUGAUUUGUGCUGAAGGAGGAACUCUCUCCUCCUCUCUAGGCCAAGCAACCAGGAAGCAGCAUUUUGCACCUGUACUGCAGCCUCACCAAGGCAAGGCAGCAUCCGUGCCUUAAUGAUUUUCACAAACGAUUGACGGGAGAGUCAAACUAGGUGGUUAAAAGCCAGAUCCGACAGAAGCAAGAGGCUUACGAUAAAAAUUAAACUCUAGUCUUGCACUUGGCAAAACCGUACACUUCCAAAGUGUUUUUGUGCUACCGUUCCUGGUUCAUCUCAGUUUUUUGAACUCUUCAGCUGUUUAGGCUCCCUGGAUUUGCCUGUGCUGCUGCUGCUGUCCUGAAACAGGAGAGGCACGGCCCAAAUUUGUUCUGUAGAAAGCAGCACAGGAGCUGUUAAUGCCACGAAGCCCCGGCAGCUUUAUAGCAAGGAUCUGUGCCGGUCCGUUGUAGUGCGAUGUAAAGCUUGCAAGGCUCACGGGGUCAAAUAAAGGCGUUUUGCUCUCUUCAUAGCUCUGCAUAUUUAUCUCCCAGUUUUAAAAGGGAAGGGGAAAGGAAUCUGCUAGACAAGUUCCUUUUGUAGGGCUUUGCGUGAUUGUUUUUUUUGAGAGAGAGAAGGAGAAUGUUUUCAAGGAAAUAUUUGACCCCUUAAACAUUUAGGAUUUAUGGUAGGAGGAGCACUGUGAAACCUGCAUUUAAUGGUCAUUCUUUUUGAAAGCCUCGUCACCUGUCUCAACAGCUCACACAGACACCUGCACUUUAUAAUUUGAACCCCUCAGUUUUAACCACUGACUGAUAUAAAAGGGACAAAUUCUUGUCUAACCACCAGAACAAAAUGUUAUGCUUCCUCUGUCGGACAUGUGGUGGUGGUUGAGCUCCUGUUCUGUUACUCUCGCAGAAGCCGCGUGUCCUUUAGGCCCCGUUAAAUCCCCAACAGGGAAAACACGACCUCAAUAUUGGUGUAGGGACAGAAUAUUAUUAGGGUUGCAAGAAGAAAGCCCGAUGCCAUUUUAAAGUCUCACGUAUUCCCUAAAAACUCCCCAGAAAAGGGAAGCUGUGAAGUCUUUUAUUGUCCAGGGUGUUUGGAGAUACCAGGUACAGGCAGAAUCCGUGCGGAUAGGAACUAUUUUGUGUCGCUUGCCGCAGUGUUUGUCGAGUCGGAGCAUCCCGUGUCUGCCAGGCUGAGUACAGGUCCUGUGCCCUCAGGCGCUGCCGGUGUGGGCCAGCUUCCAGGUGAGAGGAGGUCGAUCCAGGCUCGCUCCACCGCCCGUCUGGGGCAGCUGGGCUGAGAUGGAGCAGUUCCGUAAGCUAAGCCGCUGUCACGGGCUUGGAUUUUGGUGGGGAAUGGUCAGGUUAAUUCCACCUUAGGAACAUUGAUACCCCACGGCCCUUAGGUCUUUAUUUUAUUGGUGUAUGGGAAGUGCUAUCUCUCUCUGGCUGUUCCUCUACUGAAUGCUCUCAGUCAGUCACUUGGGCUGCAAGGAGCCCGUGCCUGUUUUAAGCACCUAAAUGCAAUGGUUUUCUCAGCAGUGCUCCUAGCAGCUGAGGAAUGACUGCUAAACAAAAAAGGUAGUGCCCGUGUACUUUAAAACUUGCCAUCCAGAUAAUGCAGAUGUUCUCUUUUUAUCUGUCACCCGCUCUGAGGCUGUUCUUUGGCUGAUACAUAUCGAUGGCAACUAUAAUAAAUUACUUUAAAUGUUGGCCAAAAAAAGCGCUGCUCCUAUCAGGCAGUAUUUAAAAUUAAAAUAACAACAACUCUGGAGAGCUGUGGUUUGAGCUGAGUUUAAGCAAAGCAUCUGCAAGCAAGCAAGAUAUCCACCGGUGCCCGUGCGGGCAGCUGCAUCUCCUGAGCUUUCCUGCGAGCUCUGGGAGCUGCGUUGCCCAGGACUGUUACGGGAGAGAGUUUGCAGUGGCAAUUUUCUGGCUCCUCGUCGCGCAAACUAGGCUGUGUUGUAGUUCCAAUCCCUGGCCGGCCUGUUCUCAGGAGGGAAGGAAGUACUUGAGGGAAAGGCUGCCUGCUCGCUUCUGAUGUAAGUACGCUCAGGUUUUCACCAGGAACCACUAGCCAAGUGUGGUAGCUGAACUUGGAAUGGCAGGAAGAAGAACCUGGGCUUUCCCGGUGCGUGAGGAGCCAGCUUCACCCGGGCUUUCCUUCCGUGCAGAGUGGCACCCGGCCGCAGGGGCUGAGCCGAGGCGUUGACCCACGGCCCUGCGGAGCUCAGAACUCAGCUCCACCUCCAAAGUCCUCUUCCCAUCACAGAACUUCAAAAAUCAUGUAAAUUUGAAAAUAACUUGGUGAUUUUCUAUCUCUGAAACUCAAUGUACAUUUGUUACAAUGUACAGUGCUUUUUAACUACACUUGUAUAUUAAAUUAUUUAAUAGUUUUUGCUUUUCAGUAUCUUUUGUAUGUAGCAGAGAUUUAAACAAGGACCUCAUAACUGAAGUUCUUCCUAAUUUUUGAAUGCGUAUGUAAAGUUGAACAGAAAACUAGAAGUUUACAGUUUACAAUGUUCUGUUAAGUGCUUGGUCUGUCUAACUUGAUUUGAACAACAUAUUUCUAAUCUUUCUUGUCCGAUCAUUCUCUACGAAAGCAAACAUGAAGUCUUUUAUGAACUUCUAAAAAAAAAAAUUAUUCUUCUAAAGAUGUAAUUUAGAAAACUGUACAGUUUUUUCUCUAGUAUUUUUAAAUGCGUAGCGAGAACUUAAAACAGAAGCAUCUAAUCACUGUUUUGUAGAUAGUGUAAAAACUUAUGUAUGUAUAGAGAAUGCAGUCUGAAGAACAGUGUUUGCCUGUUGUGUUUCAUUUCCUACAGUAUGCCCAUCAGAAAGGCCCAUGUACACAGGAAAUCGGAUCAGUUUGGGGGCUGGGGGAUUUAAAAACAAAAAGUAAAAUAAAAAUUCAUCUCCUGUCAUCCCAUACCUGCACUCAGUGACACCACGAGCAGAACUUGGCAAAAUGUUAGGGCCUUAAGUUGUUACGCUGCCUAUAGACACAAGGGGUACAACUUACUCCGUGUCGCUCCACCACUUUGAUUUUUCUCUGAUUUCCAAUUUGCCAGGAAGUAAAAUUACGAUCAAAAGGGUACUGUGAUGUCCCAUUUUACUUUACUGACCUCUCCAAAUCAUGCCGAGCGAACCUGUUUCCUUAGUGUAUGGCAGUUCUGGCCACAGGGCUGAGAACUGCCGCGUGAGAGGAAGCCCAGCCGGUAGUUUAGGCUGUGCAGAACACUUGGAGAAAUCAGGAUGAAAUAACACCUGUCUGUGCUCUUCUACUGUCUGUCUUAGCAAGUGUAUUUAAUUGUUUCCUGCAGUGAACUUUUAAAUGUUAUGUCAGGUUUGUACAAUGUAUUGUUAAGUGUUUGUAGUUCUCCAUAAGUAGCAGGACGUGUACCUUCUGCCAGUGCUCCUUUCCGAAGCUGUAAAUACAGUAACUCGUGUAAUGGGAUGGAACCAGGGGCACUCGUUCUUGCCUUUGUUUCCUCUCGUUUUCUAUAUUAGAAGAAUUUUUAAAUAAAGUUUAAUUUUACUUCUUCUA
Molecule: messenger RNA, 6457 nt
Organism: Oxyura jamaicensis (ruddy duck)
Lineage: Eukaryota; Metazoa; Chordata; Aves; Anseriformes; Anatidae
Gene: MAU2
Product: MAU2 sister chromatid cohesion factor
Exons: 19
Coding region: 38-2050 (670 amino acids)
Biological process (GO): mitotic sister chromatid cohesion; maintenance of mitotic sister chromatid cohesion
Cellular component (GO): SMC loading complex; chromatin
Molecular function (GO): protein binding; double-stranded DNA binding
Source: RefSeq, a predicted model, not a curated record